Molecule: messenger RNA, 1392 nt
Organism: Rotaria sp. Silwood2
Lineage: Eukaryota; Metazoa; Rotifera; Eurotatoria; Philodinida; Philodinidae
Source: the annotation of a GenBank genome assembly
AUGUAUGCAACUCGCACUACUGAUGAAAGAGUCGCAAUUGUCCGACUUUUUUCGAAAUUUGAAAGUGCGAGCAAAGUACAAAGACAAUGGUCGAAUCAUUUUGAUACAACUCCGCCUCAUUUAGUCACAAUUUCGUCAAUAAAUAGGAAGUUUGAUGAAAAUGGAACAGUUGAAGAUUUACCACGCAGUGGUCGACCAACUAUACUUUCUGAAGAAAAACUGGAUGAGAUUGAAGAAAUGGUCACUAGCAAUCCACAACUGUCUAUUCGUCAAGGUGCUGCUCGAGUUGGUAUAAGCAAAACCACUUAUCAAGUGGCUAUGAAGCAAUUUCACUUUAAACCCUAUCGUCCAGCGUUAAUCGUAGACCUUAGUGAAGAUGAUUUCGAUCGUGGCAGCGAGCUUUGCGAAUCAUGGAUCGAAAAAUUCGAGAAUGAUCCCGAUCUAAUCGAUUGUAUAUUCUGGAGCGAUGAAGCCAAAUUUAAUAUGAAUACAACAGUUAAUCGACACAACUGCACGCUUUCAAAUACUGAAGAAUGUAUUCCGUCAAAUGAAUCAAUUGCUGGUGCACUUAAUCAUAAUGAUGAUUGUACUAAUCGAUUUGGUCAAUAUCGAUUUAAACAUGUUUCUCAAGAUGAUUUGGGAUGUAUGGUUAAUAGAUACGAUUCAUGUGAAACUAGGAGAUGGAUCGACGAUACGGCGAUUGAUACAUAUAGUCCAAAAGAAACAAAUUAUUAUCUGGGAAAAUUAGGUCCGAAUUUAUAUAUUGAUCCUAAUCCAAAAAUUGUUCGACAGGAAGGAAACUCAAGUCCGGUAAUACUUGAACAACGAGUUUUUCUUCGAUAUCUUCAACCACCAACUGUGCCACCGCCAGGACCACUCAUUAUUAAAGAAGUGCGCCCACGACAACCAUCGCCAUCUCCACCACUUGUCAUACGCGAACAUGCACCGCCUCUUCCUUCACUACCUCCACUUAUCUUACGUGAACGACCACCAACACCACCAAAACAUAUUCCCAGUGAAACAAUUAUUCGUACCUUACCUGCUUUGCCUGUUCCACCACGAUCAGUUAUCAUCGAACGUUUUCCGCCUCCUCCAGAAAAACCACGUGAUAUUAUAAUUGAACGAUGGAUUCCCUAUGAACAUCAACCUGAACGGCGUACAAUUGUUGAACAUGCCCCUUCUGCUAAACAAUAUCCACAACCAUCAAAUACUACUAUUAUUUAUUCUGCUACUGAAACACGUAUAGUUCGAAAAUAUCAAGAACUUGGUGUUACUCCAGAAAAUCCUGCAUGUUAUAGAGCUCGUUAUGGAUCAUCACUUUUAGAUCCAGUCACACUUGUUCAAGAAGCUCGUAAGGCUGGUGUUAUGGAAGAUAUAGUAAACUUCUUUUGA